AUGAAAUCGAAAUUGUGGAAAAAAGAAUUGUGCGGUAUUUUGUGGUUGUUGGCGUUGGCUGUCGGACAAGCUGAUCGGGUUUCAUUAAUAAAAUGUGCCGAAUUCGCGGCAUGUGUAGAAAAUGUAAAUCAGGAAACACUGAUGGUGAUAGAGGAGCAUAUGUACAAUAAUACCGAUCCAUGUGAGGAUUUUUGGGACUACGCAUGUGGAUCAUGGUCUGAGGGUCCCUAUUACGAUCAUCAGGAUACAAUUGGAGCUAUGACAAAUUUCUAUGCCGAUCAGCUGAUAGAUCUUGUGGAGGCAUUGGAAAUAUCGAAGGAAGAAUUUCCCGAUGUUUCGCGAAUGAUCACAAAAAUAUGGCAAUAUUAUGAGUCGUGUCGUGGCAGUGGUGAUUACUUUCUGAAAAUGUCCAAGUAUUUAAAGGAGCUCAGAAUGGAAAAGAUUUUGGGCGAUGAAUGGAGAGAAUUUUUUUCAAGUGGCAAUGAAGUGAUGGAGACGGAUUUUGAGUGGCUGAAAUCCUUGGCCUAUUUGAGAACAUUGGGUUUGAAUGGUUUGUUUUUUAAAGAAUCCGCAAAUUUUGCAGCCACUAAUUCCAGCCACCAGGUGGUGGAGCUGAAAAUUCCUAAGGCGGAGAGGCAAUUUUCGAAUAAAUAUCAAAUUUAUGAACUGUUUGAAGAAUUUGAAUUCAACACAAUAUUUUCGAAGCAGAAAUUGUGGAAAUUAACGGAGGCGGUUUAUGGCUUGCAGAGGGAACUGGUCCAACUCUAUAGAAAUUAUGAAGGAUUCACCGACGAAAUGCAAUCUAUGACGUUGCAGCAACUGAAGAAAAUGGAGAGGUCCUUAAAUUGGCAGUUGUAUUUUGAAAAACUAGUCGGAAGGCCUCUCGAACCCAAAAGCCUAUUUCUAGAAGUACCUGAAAAUUUAGAGUAUUUUCAAGAUUUACAAAAUUUGCUUAAACAACAGGAUCCCCACACAAUUGGUUGGUAUAUCCUGGCGAAUUUCCUGCAACACUUGAAUCAAAUAAAGCCGUUAAUAAAUUCCAGAAAUUGCCUCCUGCACACCAAUGUCAUGUUCCCUCUGGGUGUGAAUUAUUUGUAUACCCAUUUCCUUUACAAAAAUCGGCAAAAGGAUGAAAAGGUCCUUAGCGGAAUUUUAAAACAAUUGAAGCAGCAAUUCUCUCUCUAUCUGCAGGAGAAUAAAUUUCAACUUUCUGCCGAAGAGAUAAAAUAUCUGCAAAGAAAAUUAUCUGCAAUUCAGCUAAAAAUUGGAAAUCUACCCUCCAUUAUACCCGAUCUCAAUGACUAUUAUUCCGACUUGGAUCUCUCGGAGAGAAAUUUUUACGCCAAUCAUUUACAGCUGCUUCAAUUUCGUUUCCAACAGCAACACAAAGCAGUAUUCCAAACGGGCAUAUCUACCCUGGAACCUGACACCUAUUAUGUCUACGAUGACAUUGCCACUCUACGUAAUGCUCCGUAUUUUAAUCAUCCACGCAAUGAGCUUCUCAUACCUAUGGUCUUUCUACAGCUGCCCUUCUAUCAUCAUCGACAACACCCAUUACUACAAUAUUCCAUUACCGGCUGGAUUAUGGCCCAUGAAUUGUCGCAUGCCUUCGAUCCUUUAGGCCUACAAUUCGAUCACAAUGGCCAUCGUAACCCCUUGGGUCAAGAGAUUGCCCUAAAUCCCUCUUUCAUCGACAGUCUGGAUUGCCUCACGGAGAGUUCUGACACCAUAUCACUCAAUGAACGCAUGGCCGAUGUUAAUGGUCUGCAAUUGAUUUGGGAUAUUUAUUCACCGAAAAUCGGAAAUAAGGAAACUGGAACGAAGAAAUUUUCGCAACAACAAUUAUUUUUUAUAAAUUUUGCCCAAUUCUUUUGUGGUUCCUUGCCUCCCACACAUGCUCAUGACAUGGAUAAUGUGAGG
Musca vetustissima is the source of this 1920-nucleotide messenger RNA. RefSeq names its product endothelin-converting enzyme homolog. The transcript has a single exon. The annotation marks the transcript as partial. Gene Ontology annotation, cellular component: plasma membrane. NCBI's taxonomy places the organism in Eukaryota, Metazoa, Arthropoda, Insecta, Diptera, Muscidae. Gene Ontology annotation, biological process: protein processing. The record is from RefSeq and is a predicted model, not a curated record. Gene Ontology annotation, molecular function: metalloendopeptidase activity.